AUGUCAAAACCUUUAACACGAACAUAUUCUCUUCGAAAACAUAUUCGACCAAUAAUUGAGAUUGAUGAACAAGAUGAUGAUCAACGACGAGAUUCAUAUGGUCGAAAACGUGUAGAUGUUGUCCAAUGUUUAUUAGAUUCAUCAUCUGAUGAAAUUGAUGAUUAUAAUAUGAAUAUUGAAAAACCACGUAAUAUUCUUUGGUUAACAUUUAAUGAAAUUUGUCAUAUACGUUAUGUUCUUGUUCAAACAUCUUUAUGUAUGGAUAAACAAUAUUUACAAAUUCGUAAUGGUCGUAUUUGUUUUCGAUGUCGAAAAGAUAUUAAUGAAUUCUUUUUUUUACCAUCAUUUCUUCGUUUCAACAAUCAUGAACGUUGUUUUAUUUGUCAACAGAUCAUAUGUAAAAAAUGUUCAUAUUUAAAUUUUGUACCUCCUUCUUUGAAACUUUUGAUUCCUAUUCGAAUACGAACUUUAAUUAAAUCAUCAUCAACUACUAUUGAAAACAACAAUAAAAAAAUGAAUAAAUUAACUCCACAAUCAAAAACACUCUGCUAUGAUUGUUUACAGCUAUUCAAGGAACAUAGACAAACUUCUCAACAUCGUAUAAAACCAUCCAUUCCUCCACUUCAUCGAACAUAUUCAUUACCACCUAUAUCACAUAAAAAUUCUGUUGAAACUCAAUAUACACGUCAUCGCCGUCGUCCACAUCAGAUAACUAAUUGUAAAUUUGAAAAAACUACUAUAAUAACAACAUCAUUUAGAACUGAUAUUUAA
This is a messenger RNA of Rotaria sordida, 771 nucleotides long. The record is from the annotation of a GenBank genome assembly. NCBI's taxonomy places the organism in Eukaryota, Metazoa, Rotifera, Eurotatoria, Philodinida, Philodinidae.